Molecule: messenger RNA, 1838 nt
Organism: Culicoides brevitarsis
Lineage: Eukaryota; Metazoa; Arthropoda; Insecta; Diptera; Ceratopogonidae
Product: putative protein kinase C delta type homolog
Exons: 9
Coding region: 1-1317 (438 amino acids)
Biological process (GO): intracellular signal transduction; peptidyl-serine phosphorylation
Molecular function (GO): ATP binding; protein serine/threonine kinase activity
Source: RefSeq, a predicted model, not a curated record
AUGGAAACGUCACAUGUUUAUUCACAAUUUACUAAAACUGGUAAAAUUACGCCGCCAGCAACGCUGAUUCCUAGAUUUAAGAAGUACAACAUUGAUGAUUUUCAUUUCUUAGCUGUAUUGGGUAAGGGGAGUUUUGGAAAGGUCUUUUUGGCCGAAUUAAAGAACUCCGAAUACUAUUAUGCUGUGAAGGCACUCAAAAAGGACAUUGUCUUGGAGGACGAUGAUGUUGAGUGCACAUUAAUUGAACGUAAGGUGUUAGCUUUAGGUACAAAACAUCCAUUUUUAUGUCAUUUGUUUGCAACAUUUCAAACGGAUAGUCACUUAUUUUUCUGCAUGGAAUACUUGAACGGAGGCGAUCUAAUGUUCCACAUUCAACGCAGUGGGCGCUUCAGCGAAGAUCGUGCGCGCUUCUACGCUGCAGAAAUCGUAUCUGGGCUUAAGUUUCUGCACAAGAAGGGCAUCAUUUAUCGCGAUCUGAAGCUCGAUAACAUUUUGUUGGACUUUGAGGGGCACGCGAGAAUUGCGGAUUUCGGAAUGUGCAAACUGGAAAUCUACUUGGACCGAACGGCAGACAGCUUUUGCGGGACACCAGACUACAUGGCACCGGAAAUUAUCAAGGGCCAAAAUUACAACCAAAGUGUUGAUUGGUGGUCGUUCGGCGUGUUGGUUUACGAAAUGUUAAUUGGACAAUCGCCGUUCAGUGGCUGUGAUGAAGAUGAGUUGUUCUGGUCAAUUUGCAAUGAAAUUCCUUGGUUCCCAGCGUUCCUCUCGAAAGACGCUCUCAAAUUCCUUCAAGCAUUACUCGAAAAAGACGCCACAAUCCGAUUGGGAUCUUUGGGCGCCGGAGAUGGCGAUAUCAUUUAUCACCCAUUCUUCAACAAAAUCAACUGGGAAAAGCUUGAACGACGAGAAAUUACUCCGCCAUUCAAACCAGAAGUCCUUCAUCCAUUAGACACAAAAUACUUUGACAACUGCUUCACGAAAGAACGUGCCCGCUUGACUCUCAUCGACCGCCAAAUCCUCAAGUCAAUCAAUCAGGAACAAUUUGACGGAUUUACAUACACAAAUCCUAAUGCUACACUAACGGGUACACAACAUGGGUUUCAGCACAUGUUUGAGAGUGGGUUAGAUCUUCAAGACAUAACAUUUUUGGACAAGAAAAUUUAUUAUUUAAUACAAAAAGAGCUCCAAAAAAUUAUUCUUGAUAAGGCUGCACAGGGCACGCGGUUGAGUAAGUUGCGCAAGAAGAAGAAAAAGAUGUACUUUGAUCCAUACACGGGCGAAAUGAAGUUAACUUUCACUGAAUUCUGGUACUAAAUAACGAAUUUUCUAACAAAUAACUAACAAAACUGACCUUUGUGUGUAUCUUAUAGAGAGCUAACCUGCUUAUUGACUCUACUGGCCUCCUCGACAAAUGACUGCUACUACGACGCAGUUUUCUCUCUUUCUCGCAAAAAAAAAAACACUUUUUCCUAUCAAAUAUUCACACGCUCGCACUUCAUCCCAUUCAUGCCGCCUCAUCAUAAUUUCUAAGGAAUCAGACGACGCAAAUGCUGACGAGUUCCCGAGGAACAAGAAAUAUUCAAAUAUCUGAUGUUUAUGUUAAAAUUAGGUGUAUUUACUGUAUAAAUUUAUCGUUAGAAGAUUCACUUUUUGGAGAAAACCAAUUUUAAUUUUUUUCUAUUAUUUAAUUUAGUUGUUAUGUUCUGUUCUGUUAUAAAUGCGCAGCAAAGCAAAAAAUAGUUACUUAGUAUAUUAUUGUUAUUUUUAAUGCAAUUAUGACGAGAAAAAAAAUUUGUACAUUUAGAUUUAUGGUUAAAUAUAAUAAAGUUCAUAGA